CUUUAGCAGUGGCAUGCUUGUUGUUGGUUUUAUCAAAUGUGGGGAGAAAACCUGGGCUCAAUAUAAUGCAAACAUCCAUAUUGAUAAAAAGUUCACAGAGAAAUCUGAUGAAUCCAUUUCAAAUAGAAAUAAUAAUGAAUCAACAAUGGACUUUCCAAAAGAUCCUCGAAAAUUAUUUGAACAUUUCAAGCUCUUCUUCUUUAGUCUCUUUAAGGAUUUAGUCCUAAGUUUCGAAGAUCUUGAGCGAGAGCAGUCUCGUUUUCGAAAUUUGGACCAUAAAAAGGCUUUUGAAUUUGUGGAGAUCCAACUUUGGUAUGCCUACGAUGUUUUCUACACCAAGGCCUACGUAAUAUUUACUCGUAGGGGUAAAACAUUGUGUGCUAUUACUGCUUCCAUCACUAUCACAGUGUUCAUUUGCUUCUGCAUAGUUCAGGACACAACAAUGCACAGGAUAUCAAAGGUAGAUCAAGUUAUUACGUGGCUACUGGUGGUUGGAGUUGUACUUCAAGAACUUGUCACUAUAGGAAAACUACUAUUAUCAACAUGGAAGGUGAGGAUGCACCCUGUGGAUAUUCCUUUUUUUGAAAAGUGGAGGGGACUGAGGAACUGCAACUUAAUAAAUUUUUGUCUGCGAUAUAACCUAUAUUAUUGGAGUUUAGAGGACAUAAAGUCACGUCUUUUUGACAAAGUAGAUAGAACUUUCAAAGUAAAUGAAAUAUUGACAAAAAAUAUAUUUGACUACUUGUUAGCCAAAUCAAGUUCAACCUUACAACAAUGCACAGGUAAGAAUGGGAUGAAUUUUGCCAUUAUGGAGUCUGGUCUCAAGUCCAUAGAAUGGACCAAACAUGUAGAAUUUCACCAAAGCAUUCUCACAUGGCACAUCGCCACAAAUCUAUGCUAUCAUGGAAUUGAUGAUGUUGAAGGACUUGGACAAACCGUUAAAGAUAAGGUGGACAACAGUAGGAAGAUUUCUGAUUAUAUGUUGUAUCUUCUAAUCAUGCAACGUCACAUGUUGCCUAUAGGGAGAGGGGUGAUCACUGCUCCUGCCACAUUCACUGAAACAUCAAAACUUUUUCGAGAAUUGAAGGUAGAAUCUGAUAAUGUGCGUGAAGCAUGUGAGAAGUUGAUGCAGUUUGAUAAAGAAAGGAAAAGAGUCCGACCCGGCUCUGCUCUAUUCGAUGGAUGCAGCCUUGCGCGCUCUCUCAUAAAUGAAAUGGAAACUGUAAGGAGAUGGGAGUUCUUGGAGGCUAUGUGGAUUGAGAUACUUGGUUAUGCUGCCACACAAUGUAGGCCGGAACAGCAUGCCCAGCAACUGAGAAAAGGGGGAGAGUUUCUCUCUCAAAUUUGGCUUCUCAUGGCUUAUCUUGGUCUCAUUGAACAAUUCCAUGUCCAUUCUUCCUCCUCAAAGGACCAGUCCACUCAUCAUCACAUUAAUCAACAAGAACAAGGAAACAAUGAUGAAAGACUUCAAAUACCUGAAGAUAGAACUGGGGAAGGAGAAGUCAAUGAUAUUGAAGAAGAGAUUCCUUGAGUUAAUUGUUCCAUUGUACUUGUUCUUCUUUCAAUCUAUUUUUUUCGUGUGAUUAUGACAAACUUGGACCAAUAUUAUCAACAGCUUGUCUCUAUCUGUCGUGUAAUGUUAUAAUUCUUGGCUUGGAAAUUGGAUCAAAUAUGUAUUGUUUCUAGUUUAUUUUGGAUCAGAAGCUGAAUUCUAUGCUAUAUAUUUAACUGAUUAAUGCUUGUAGAACCGGUAAAGUGAGAAUUGAAGGGCUAAGCUGAAUGCUUCUCUAGUUGUUAGUAGUAAAAGCAUUAAAUCUUGGAAA
Messenger RNA from Arachis ipaensis, 1823 nucleotides. RefSeq lists its product as uncharacterized. The record is from RefSeq and is a predicted model, not a curated record. NCBI's taxonomy places the organism in Eukaryota, Viridiplantae, Streptophyta, Magnoliopsida, Fabales, Fabaceae.